Cryptomeria japonica (Japanese cedar) is the source of this 420-nucleotide messenger RNA. Its product is annotated as cytochrome P450 72A397-like. The transcript has a single exon. The record is from RefSeq and is a predicted model, not a curated record. Lineage: Eukaryota; Viridiplantae; Streptophyta; Pinopsida; Cupressales; Cupressaceae. Gene Ontology annotation, molecular function: oxidoreductase activity, acting on paired donors, with incorporation or reduction of molecular oxygen; monooxygenase activity; iron ion binding. The coding region runs from base 1 to 420 and encodes 139 amino acids.
AUGAUUAUAAAUGAGGCCUUGAGACUUUAUCCACCUACAGUAUUUCUAUUGCGACAUGCAUCUGAGCAAACAAAACUUGGAAAGCUAUCAAUUCCUGUAGGCACUCAAUCUAUGCUUCCGAUCCUUGCAAUCCACCAUGAUCCUUCUUUGUGGGGAACUGAUGCCAAAGAUUUCAACCCAGGGCGAUUUAGUGAAGGAAUUGCAAAGGCUACAAAGAAUCCAAUGGCAUUCAUGCCCUUUGGAGCAGGUCCAACUAUAUGUGUGGGUCAGAAUUUGGCCUUGUUAGAAGAAAAAUUGGUGUUGGCCAUGAUUCUGCACAAGUUUUCUUUUGUGACUUCACCAUCUUAUACUAAUGCUCCUUCGCUCUUAAUUACUCUGAAACUUGAAUAUGGAGCCCAAGUUAUCUUUCACAUGGACUAA